This is a messenger RNA of Ananas comosus (pineapple), 1734 nucleotides long. Its product is annotated as serine carboxypeptidase-like 7. The transcript is spliced from 14 exons. The record is from RefSeq and is a predicted model, not a curated record. The coding region runs from base 124 to 1518 and encodes 464 amino acids. Lineage: Eukaryota; Viridiplantae; Streptophyta; Magnoliopsida; Poales; Bromeliaceae. Gene Ontology annotation, biological process: proteolysis; secondary metabolic process. Gene Ontology annotation, molecular function: serine-type carboxypeptidase activity; acyltransferase activity, transferring groups other than amino-acyl groups.
AUUGCUCCAAAUUAUAAAUAGAGCCAUACUUGUAGACCACACAACUCAUAACCCAGUGAUUGACUCUUACACUUCUCCUUAGUAAUUAGUUUCAUGAGAAUAAAAUAGUUUGUAGUAGAAGCCAUGGCCCUUGAUCUUCUUCUUCUUCUUCUUCCUCUUCUCUUUAGCUGCUUCCUUGUUAGCUCAGGUAGGAGAAGCAUCAUCACAAGCCUCCCAGGUUUUGAUGGGCCUCUGCCCAUUUCCCUGGAGACUGGGUAUGUGGAGGUGGAUGAGGAGAAUGGGGUGCAGCUUUUCUUCUACUUCAUAGAAUCGGAGAGAAAUGCUCAGGAGGACCCUCUCAUGCUGUGGCUCACCGGAGGCCCCGGCUGCUCCGCCUUUUCCGGCCUGGUCUACGAGAUCGGCCCUCUUAGCUUUGAUGUUGAAGGAUACACACAAGGCCUCCCAACUUUGUUGUACAACCCACAUUCUUGGACCAAGGUGAGCAGCAUCAUCUUCCUUGAUUCCCCAGUGGGGACUGGGUUCUCCUACUCUGUGUUGGAGGAGGGCUACAACUCAAGUGACACAAAAGCUGUUGACCAAAUCCUCAUCUUCCUCAAAAAGUGGUUUUUGGACCAUCAAGAAUUUAAGUCAAAUCCUCUUUACAUCGGCGGCGAUUCUUAUUCUGGCAUGAUUAUUCCGGCUGUCACUCUAGAAAUCGCAAACAGAAAUAAGAAGCUGAGUGAAGAGACACUUCUGAAUCUCAAGGGUUAUCUGGCCGGCAAUCCAGUAACUGACAAAGAGUUCGACAAAGGAGCGAAAGUACCAUUUGCUCAUGGGAUGGCGCUUAUUUCUGACGAACUUUAUGAGUCAGCAAAGGAAAGUUGCGGCGGAAAAUAUACUGCUCCGGGAAAUGCACAAUGUGCGAACUAUCUCCAGGCCGUGGAUGAGUGUACAAACGGCAUCAAUGAAGGCAAUAUUUUGGAGCCGAAAUGCGAGUUCGCGAGCCCGCAUCCUUUGACAGUUUCCGCCGAGAGAAGGAAAAUGCUAGAAGAGCAAUUUGAAGAACUCUCUUUGCUGAAAUCUAGCAUCCCUAAAUAUUGUAGGACUUAUGGGUACUUGCUAUCCAAAUAUUGGGCAGACAAUGAUACAGUGAGAGAGGCUCUCGGCAUUCGUAAGGGAACGGUUCCUUCCUGGAAAAGGUGCAAUUAUGAUUUACCUUAUACGAAAGAUAUCCCGAGCGCAGUAGUAUAUCAUCUCAAGGUGACAACGAAAGGUUACCGGGCAUUGGUUUACAGUGGCGACCACGACUUUGUGAUACCGUUUCUGGGCACUCAAGCAUGGAUCAGGUCUCUGAAUUUCUCAAUAGUGGACGAGUGGCGACCGUGGUCCGUAGAUGGCCAAGUUGCAGGAUUCACGAGGAGUUACUCGAACAACCUCACAUUUGCAACCGUAAAGGGUGCAGGACACACUGCUCCAGAAUACAAGAGAAAGGAAAGCCUCAGCAUGCUGGAAAGAUGGUUAUCUGGUGUUCCUAUAUGAUACUGACACAUACUGUAGAUCUAAUUUGGGAAUGUUAUACACUUAUUAUACUUCUUACUAAGAUUUUACUGGGGCUACUCCUUUUCAUUUGUAAAGUUCAUAAUUCCCCUUUGCUGGGCAUAGGAGAGCUCUCUGUAAUCUCCUACUAAGUGGAACAAAGCGUUAAAGCGCAAUAAAAGAUCACUUAUCCUUUGAGGACCAUUACCUCCUUUGAAA